CCAUCGGCUGGCGAGGCUGGGCCGCUGCGGGGCCGGGGCUCGGCCCGUGCCGCGGGGGAGAAGGAGCCGGUUCGGCGGUAACCGCUGCGGUAUACGGGGCAGUCGGGCGCGGAGUCCGGGGCGCGCCGAGCCCGAGCCGAGCCAGCGCUGCGCCGGCGCGGAACCGACCCGCCUUGCGGCCAGCCCAGCCCGCGGCGGCCCGCUCACCCCUCCCGGGGCCAGAGCCGGGCCUGGGGGCGGCCGCGGGACCGGCGCAACUGCGGGGCGGGGCUGGAUAUUAACCAUCCCCCGGCCAGUGGCUGUGGCAGAGCCGGGCUUCCCCGCUGGCAGCCGGUGCCUGGCACCUGCCCGUCCCUGCCCAGAGGGGGCUGCACGCCGCGGGGUGCUCGUGCGGCCCUAGGGGUGAAAGAUAGAAAAGCCCGUUUUAUGACCGAGAUUUGUCCUGGUGUUUUCUGAAGGGCAAACGGCCCUGCCCCUCAGGGCCACAUGGGUGAUUAUACAGAGGUUAAAGUGAAAAUACCUUUUGGAAAUAAAUACCUAGACGCUAUCUUUUCUGUCCCAGACAAGAUUUUAACACACGGAGUGAUUCUUACUCAUGGAGCUGGAGGAGAUAUGGAUUUCUCUCAUUUAGUUUCUUUGGUAGCCUAUCUUGCAUCCCGUGGACUUCUGUGCUUGAGAUUUACCUGUAAAGGCCUUAACAUUGCUUAUAGGACUAAAGCAUAUAAAACAGUUGUGGAAUAUUUAAAGUCCUCUGGUGAAUAUAAACUUUCUGGUGUCUUUCUUGGAGGUCGUUCGAUGGGUUCACGAGCCGCUGUCUCUGUGGCACGUCAGAUUAGCCAGGAUGACAAUGAGGAUUUCAUUCACGGUCUGAUAUGUUUAUCUUAUCCACUUCAUCAACCAAAGCUUCAGUCCAAACUCCGGGAUGAAGAUUUAUUUUUUAUUAAGUGUCCUGUGCUGUUUGUCUCAGGAUCAAAAGAUGAGAUGUGUGAAAAAAAAUUAUUGGAAGGUGUGGCAAGCAAAAUGAAGACCCCUAAAAAAAUUCAUUGGGUUGAAAAAGCAAACCAUGGCAUGACAGUGAAAGGACGAACAGCAGAUGAUAUUAUGAUGGAAAUAAGCACACAGGUUUUUUCAUGGAUCAAAGAAAUAAUUGAACAGGAGUACAAAUAAUUUCCAACAGUUAAACAUCAGUUACAUUAACCUUCCUUAAAUGUAAAGGGCUUGUUUGACUUGCCAAAGAGAGCAUUAGAAAAGAGCCAUUCCUACAUGAGGCCUACAUGAUUCAGAACAGGUCAUUCUGCAAAUAUUAAGUGUAAACAUACAUAAAUAUUUUUGAAUCCAAAACCGCUAUGCAAUGUGAACAAGGUAGUAAUACCAUUUUUUAAAGGUGAAGAUCACAAAACAUGUAAAAUAUUAACGAUGGGGCACUACUUUUCUAUAUUUCAGUUUUAGUGGUGUAUCCAUUUGUUGGUCUGUGUGACCAAACAAUACCUUUUUAUUUUUUUUGGUACUGUUUAGUUAGUGUGUUUUCAAAGAUUACUGCAAAAUAAACUACAUUUUCUACUGGA
This is a messenger RNA of Caretta caretta (loggerhead turtle), 1565 nucleotides long. It is a transcript of the gene TEX30, whose product is annotated as testis expressed 30. The record is from RefSeq and is a predicted model, not a curated record. Lineage: Eukaryota; Metazoa; Chordata; Testudines; Cheloniidae.